AUUUCUUAAUGUUAUUUGUUGGCUCAUUUCAUUAGUUGACUUCACAAUUACAAACAACAAUGGCAGAGUUUACUCAUGGAGCAGUUAACUACAGCUAUCAUAUUAAUGUCAUCAAUUGUUGUAAAGGUCAUGCAAUGGUUUCUCACUUUCUUGAUUUUGUGAAUGCUUUGUCCUCUUGCUAUCAUGAAGGACAUGAGUCUCUCAAGCAGUACGAGUUGUAUGUCUCUGAAUUAACUGCACAAGUUGAAGAUAUGAAGAUUCAGAGUGACUCUGAGAUAAAGACAAUGGAUGACAGACACGCUCUUGUCUCUGUUCAUCAUUUUGAGGAGAGUUCUUCUGAUCAGACCUUCCCAUCGCUAGAAAACCAAGUCCUGCCUAUUCAAUUAAGUGGCUAUUUGUUCAAAAGAGCAAGCAAUGCAUUUAAGUUGUGGAACAGGAGAUAUUUUGAGCUUCGUGACAAUAAACUUAUCUACCUAAAGAAAGACUCCAUGAAUAUGGAUUACGCCGUUGUCAUAGACGACCUCAGACUCUGUACGGUCAAACUAGCGGAGGACCUCGAGAGACGGUUUUGUUUUGAGGUUGUCUCUCCUACUCGUUCUUGUAUGCUCCAGGCGGACACUGAGGCCCAGAGAAGGAAAUGGAUGCAUCAUUUGGAUGCAGCUGUGGCGCAUGCUUUAAGAAUAACCACCAGUAUGAAGUCUAGGGAGGCCAAGGAGUCUAGAAAACGUUUGACGAGUUCAAAUGCGACGGAAUCCUUUAGCCCAAGGAUGGACAGCCCAUUGCUAAUCACCAGAUCUGAAUCUCCUUCUUCAAUGAACUCAAUACUCUCAGUUGGACUUGAGUUCCUUGAUGUACCUGGUAAUGAUAAAUGUGCUGAUUGCUCAUCAUCGAAUCCUAAAUGGGCCAGCAUUAAUCUUGGGAUAUUACUCUGCAUUGACUGCUCUGGACUACACAGGAGUCUUGGUGUCCAUAUUUCAAAAGUUCGUUCGGUGACACUUGAUGACUGGGACAUAGAGCACCAAAAAAUAAUGUGCUUCCUUGGUAAUUCAAAAGUCAACAAGAUCCUGGAGUACGACAUCCCAUCCCAUGUUAGGAAACCAGUACCCAGCAGUCCUACGUCUGAGAAAGAGCCAUUUAUUCGUUUAAAAUACGUCAGUCAUGCUUUCGUCCAUCCUCAUCCUGAUUUCACCCGUCCUGAUGUGCCCCUCCCUCCUCGUAAGAUCCAGGGUACUCUCCUUCGCUCUGUCGCUACCUCGCCAAAACUGGCCGGGAAGAUUAAUCGCCCCAUGUCCAUGGCAACCGGCCUUGAGGUGACAAAUGGAAACGGGAAUAGAUCCCCUCUCUCAUCUUUCGGUCUACCGAGUGGCCCGACUGAGAAAGUGAGUGGCGACGGGUCAGAAAGGAUGGGCGGAGUCAAGUCGGAGAACCUUGCCUUGCUGGAGGCAAAUUUAAAGAAGCUUGAAAAGACAGGGAAGCUUUCCCAGUGGAACAAGAGACUCAAUAGUGUCGUUAAACGCUCCCCGAGCCCCAAGAAACACUUCUCGUUUACUCGUUUUGCACGUCCAAGCUCGUUCCGACGAAAAAAGUCUCCUUUAGUUGGAGACGAUCGAUGCUACAGCGACAACGAGUUAGAGGUAGGGGCCUUGCUCUCAAUUAGCUCCGCCUCUUCUUCUCCAAUCACACCACACCCUCCAAAGAAACCUCCUCGAACGUACGUAACUAAAAUGAAGGACAUGGAGGACAGAGAAGAGGAGGAAGACAAUACCGAGAGACUCUUCGCUCAAGAUGACGAGUCCUUCUCCUCUGAUUUAUUGAACACUUUCCAGAAACUCGGUUCCAUGUAUAACAUGAAUGUAAUUUUGGAUGAUCCCGCCCACGAACCUAACGAAGUAAGCGUGGAUCAUCUCUCCCCACAGCAGUCGAAGCGUGUCUCUAUACAACGCUCACUGAGUGCAAUGGGUGCCAUAGACUCUCCUCCUUCUAUAUCUGUCACUAACUGUAGCCCUUCACCUCCUCUUAAUUCACUACCACCUGUUACUGAGAUGUCUUUAUUGAAAAACUUGUCAUAUUCUGACACUUCACUUGAUGUGCAUUGCACUGAAGACCAGGAUGCAAGUAUACUUGAUGAAGAAGAAGAGAAUGUUGACAGCGAGGAAAAGACUGAUAAGGAUUCUAGUCAUGACGAUGACAGGGAUUCCAAAGAUGCUAAUUGUGACGAAGAGGCCAAAGAAACGAGUACACAUGAACAAGAAAAGGAAGUCGAGUUGCUCAAGGAAGAUGAAAAUGAAGUGGAUGAUGUAGGGAAUGUUUCUGAGGAGUUAUUCAAUACAGAGUUACCCCCACCUCAACCUCACAAGCAGUGGAGGGAAGAGGAUGAGCUCUCUGACCUACAGGAAGAGCCUGACGAGGGAGACACGGCCUCUUUGAGCAGUCAAGACUCUUUUCAAUCAGCAAUGGAUUUCGGGAGACCUGAGAGUGUUGCUAGCGAACUCUUCCACACUCCCCCUCGGUCUUUGUCUCCAGAUGACGAAACCUCACCAGAUCUUGAGGCAGCAGAGGGUCACACGGUCUCCAUGGGACGUUCCCUCGGGAUACAUGUACAUGUUACCCUCGGGGAGGAGGGGAACGAGGGAGGAGAGGAGGCGGAGGGUGAGGGGGAAGAGGAAGGGGGAGAGAAAGAGAAAGAGGUACGUACCAGAAACAUGAGUACAAUCACUAUCACCGGAGAUGACAUUGAGCUUGAUAAUAUGAAGACUCUAACGAGACCCAAAAAGAAUAAUCUCACAGUUGAAGAGGAUGAAGGCGGGGCUACCACUGAAGAAGAAUUGGAUAUUGGAGAAGGCCAGGGGGAGGGUGAGGAUAAAGUGGGCGAAGUCAAUGGAGAUGUGGAAGUGGCUAAUGAAGUUGAGGCUGAGGACGAUAGUAACGAGAUCAAUUCGUCAUCUGAAGAGGAUUUUGUUAUAAUACCAGAUAGCAUGUCACCUACUAAGUACAUUUUUGAGUGCUCUCUAUCAGGCGAUAUCCCUGGGAUAUUGUGUGGCUUGUGUCAUGGAGGGAGUCUGUCUGAGCAAGACCCAGUGGAGGGACAACGCUAUCCAGUUCAUCAGGCUUGCAUUACUGGCAAUGAGACUGUUGUUGAGUAUUUGUAUCAGAAUGGAGCUAAAAUCAACGUUAGUGACGCUAGAGGAAUGACACCAUUACAUCUCUCAGUCCUUAACGAUGACGCAACUCUUACAGCACUGCUAUUAAAGAGAGGUGCAGAUUACAAGUGUGUUGAUGAUGACAACAAGACUCCAUUGAUGUAUGCAUUGGAAAAAGAGAAUGGAAACAUAGUAACAUUGUUAAAGUUAGCUAAGGCAAGCGAUGAGGCUGGUCGUAGUGAAAGUGUGGACUCCCAAAUGUUUAUGGAUGAAACCAUGGCAAGUAUCUAUAAGGAUUUUUCAGGUGGUGAUCGGGACAGUUUAAAGAACCAGUCCACUUCUAGUAAUAAUUCUACUCCUUCUGUUGCUUCAAGUGGAGAGGAGGGGAGCAAGGUCUAUGUUUCCGUUGCAACCAUUUCUAAUAGCAAUCCUGUCUUUUCAGUUGAGCAGAAAAAUUAGUUAUAAAUUAUAACUGUUAUUUUGUUGUUGUUAUUCUUGUGUCGUUAUUAUUAUUAUUAUCAUAUACAUGUGUUUUUUAUAGAAAUUUAUCAAUACCAUCAUUAUAA
Messenger RNA from Amphimedon queenslandica, 3706 nucleotides. RefSeq lists its product as uncharacterized. The record is from RefSeq and is a predicted model, not a curated record. The transcript is spliced from 18 exons. Gene Ontology annotation, molecular function: protein binding; GTPase activator activity. Gene Ontology annotation, cellular component: cytoplasm. The coding region runs from base 60 to 3599 and encodes 1179 amino acids. Lineage: Eukaryota; Metazoa; Porifera; Demospongiae; Haplosclerida; Niphatidae.